Ceutorhynchus assimilis (cabbage seed weevil) is the source of this 3846-nucleotide messenger RNA. Lineage: Eukaryota; Metazoa; Arthropoda; Insecta; Coleoptera; Curculionidae. The record is from the annotation of a GenBank genome assembly.
CUAAUCUCACAUUACGUAUUCAGUUUUGACUGGUACACACAACACGCUCCACACAAAACAGCUCUUUAACAGUGGUUUUUUAAGUGAUAAAAAUAUUGAGGAUGGGACUCAGUAAUAGUACGCCUCAACGUAGCCGAAAAACUUCAAGUUCCAGUUUCCGAAGACAAUCGUCGAUUCUUUCUGAGUUAUCCAAGAAAGUGGACGAAAAAGAAUGUGUAUUUAUUGCAAUGCAAGCUGAAAUCGAUAAGGCCAUUAUUGAACACAAUAAAUCUGUUAUGAUGUCGUUGGCUUCAGAAAUUGCAGCUCACAUUAUGGAUUUGAAUCAGCUGAGGCAAGUGGACUUACCUGCUUCAGAGCGUAACAGAAGCCAAAGGGUUUUGUAUAAUUUUGAAUUAUCUUUGGCCAAAUUGAAAUCAAUAUUAAAUUCUGAUACUGGACUCAGGAAAAAUGCCCAAUUUUUUGCUGCUGAGCCUGAUAUUGUUAGCAAUUUGAUAAGAUUUGAUGAUAGCAGAUGCUCGACAUUAACACCUUUACCUGAAUAUGAAGCUCCAGUUGAUAAUUUAGUAUCAGAAUUAACAGUUUACAAUGAGCCUGUUUUAAGUAUUGAAGACAUAGUUAAUUCCGUUGAAAGAGAAUUAGAUGUACUUAAAGACCAAUUGGAAAGACCUACUGAAGAUAUCAAUGAAUACUAUCAAAUGGAUAAAGGAGUUUUCUUUUUGCAGGUGCGUCUUAAGAAUACUGAAAUAUCUAGUGAGUUAGCAUUGAAUGACAAAAAAAAUUCAUUGCUUGAAGAGCUAACAGAAUUUAGAGCUAUUUUGAAUCAAAAAUCUAACGAGCUAGAAGAGCAAAGACAAUUAACACAGGAAGUGAAUACUUUAGAGCUUUUAGUUGAUAGUGCUGCUACUGAAGCAGAACUUAAAGGCAUCAAAGCAAAAGCUUUAAUGUUUCAAGAAACUAUUGCAAAAAGCUCUUGGGAUAAGAAUAAAAAAAUUCAACUAUUACAAAAAUUGAAAGCUAUUUUGAAUUACCCAACUAGCUCAACAUCAAACGAGCACUUAUAUGGAAACCUAGACUCUUUACAAAAAGAUUUGGAAGAAUUGAGGCAUCAAGAAGAAUUGGACAGUAUACAAUCUAUCGAUAAGGUUUUAGAACAAGAAAAUGAAGAUGUGUAUGGUAACCUUGAAAUUAUAAGACAAACACAAAGAGGUACAGUAUACGCAAAUGCUGACAUAGUUAGGCAAUCGUUUGAAGAAUCGAAACCUCAAGAAGUCAUUCACAAACGUCCUCUACCACUACCAAGAAACUACGACGAUAAAAUAAUUAACGACUUACCAAAACAUUGGCAAAGAUUGAAUGAAAUAUAUGAUAGCGAAAUUAUCACUGAGGCUAAUGAGGCCGAAGUUGCAGAAAUCCGAAAACAAGCCGAAGUUGCUAGGAAUUUGUUUGAGAGGAAAAUCAGGAGAAUAAUUGAAAAAAGUGAGGAAAGUGUUGAGCUCUAACAAUAUUUUAAUCGUAUAUUGUAAUCUAUAGAUUUUAUAAGUAAUUUGUGAUAUAAAUAAAUAUUUGUUUGUAUGAAUUAUUUACCAAAAAACCCUGCCGAUGAUAACACAAUCUUAUCAAAAACUAAACACGAUAAUAUUUUUAUUUAUCAUAAUAUUCACCCACAGUCAUUUGUAGGCAUUAGAUAUAAUGGAUUUUUACAAAAAAAUAGUAAAAACCAAAGACGUUAAUAGUGUUUUAAGUGAAAAAGAAUAUAAAUGUGUCAGCUUGCAAGCGAUAUCGACAGAGGCAAUUAAAGAGAACAAUAAGAAAACCCUCAAGGAUUUAGUGGAAGAAAUCAAUGGGCAUUUGACGGAUUUGCAGGCAAUUUACAACGACAUUAAAGAGCCUAGGAACAAAGAAAAAUGCGACAAACUAAUAAAGCAAUACCAAGAAUGUCUCGUGAAAAUUGUCAACAACAAAUUUUCAGAUGUUGUUAUAACAAUAACAAGGCAAUUGAACAAUUGGGAAGCUUUAACAAAUGAAGCUAUAAGAGAAAACAAUUUGGAAGAACUCAAUGAGCUGGUGGACAGGAUGGAGAGAAAUUUCGAAGUGAUGAAGGAGAUACCUGAAGUCAAACGGGCAAGGAGCAUGGAGAAUGGAGACGAGAAAAUUUUGGAGAUUAUUAAUAAAUAUAAAGCGCAGCUGAAUAAGGCAAUGGGUCAUAUUAUUGCUCAGAAAAGGAUUAUAAGUGGGCCUGUACUUUUACAGGAGAAAUUAGUUGAAGAAAAAACUCUUGAACUUACCGAACCAUUACCGGUAGCAAAACCAAACAAAAUCGUCCUGAACGAAGUGGAAGAAAGACUCAAACAAAUGCGUCAAAAACGUCUAAAUCGCUUGAGUACGUUCGUCGAUCAGCAAACCAAACUUUCAGAAGACAGAAGCAGGGAAAACGCGCUAAAAACUUCACAGAAAAAGUGCGAAAGCCUGAGUGAACUCGUAGAAAAAGUGGAAAACGAACCUGCAAUUAAAUCAAACGCCGCACCGUACAAAGCCAAUAAGGUCCAGGAAAAAGUUGUAAGGGCGUCUGAACAAACAGUUUUUGCGAAACCCGAGGAAAAAGAAAAGGGAAAAAUAAUUGAGGCAAUAACGCUUCAGGGCGGAUUGCGGUCUAACAGUUUUAUAAAAGCAGAAACAAUUAUUAGCCCUAAAACUAGUAGUAAUAUUGACCACGCACAUCAAAGUUCAAGUGACUACAAUAAUUUUAGAAAAAGCAGCGUAACCAGAAGUUUUGCGGAGAGGCAAAUUGAAAAUGCCAGAAAUCAAAUGGAAAAACCAAAAGUCAAACAACAAAGUAAGACACCACCAAGGAGUCCGCCGACUCAAAUUCGUAAAAUAUUCAACAGUCUGAACUCUUGCGUGCUCGGAGCAAACGUUCAUCAAAAGUCCAUAGAAGAUUUGCCGAGUGAAUAUAACAGCCAUUUCGAACAGGAGCUUAAAAAUGUUAAAUUGAAAAGUACUAAAUGGAACGAUGGAGUGGAGCAAGAACAGUCUACUGGAAGGUAUCCUGGUUUCAAGGAAAAAGAACAUUUUGGUGAAAGGGAACUUCCCAAAGCCCAAGAGCCCAUACCAGUUUUGCCACCAAGAGUACCAUUAGAAAAAUCUACAGCAACUUCUAUAAUUGGCCAAAAGGACUCAAACAUUCAUAAAAUCCCUAUUGAAAAAAGUGCAUCUCAAAGUCAAAUAGCAUCGUCAUCUGAAAAAAACUUAUCAUGGAGAAAGUCUCUAGAUUGUGAUGCAAUCAUUAGACCACAAAAACCCUUGGAAAAUGUUACCAUUACAGUAAAACGAGACAGUAGCAGUUUACCAGCCUCAGAAAAAUAUCCAUUUACCACCUUCAAAUCCAACCUAAACGAAAAUAAUGCAUUUGAAACCCCUUUGUAUGCAAUUGUCAAUACCAAAGAAGAUAUAGAAUCAGCCAUUGAAGAAAGCAAACGCAAAAUCCGUAAACUUUCAAACGACAGCAACAGGUUUAUAGUUUUAGAACCAAUGAUUGCUAAGCUAGAGUUCGCUAUAAGAACUUUCAAAGGGCUCAAAAGGGACGACGACUAUUAUUGGCUCGAUAAAUUAUUGUCAAAGUAUUACGUUAAAGUUGACGAAGUAACUGCAAGCACGGCUUUCGAUGAAAUCGAAAAACAAAAUUUGCUGGAAAGAUUGAAAAAGGCCAGCAAGGAUCUUGAAAAGAGGGCGAAUAAAAACGAAGUUAUUUUGAAAAUUGUUCUUGAAGAACAAGUGAUAAUGAUAGGAAUGAAAUAUGGGCUGUGUAGAUAAAAUACUUAAAAAAUAUAGAUUAGAUACGCACAUCAA